AUGGAGACCAAGAGGGCCAGCCUCGCCCUGGGGCGGUGGUCACUGUGGCUACUGCUGCUGGGACUAGUGGUGCCCUCGGCCAGCGCCCGGGCCCUCAGCUACAACGAGGCCGUGAUUCGUGCUUUGGAUCAGCUCAACGAGCGGUCCUCAGAAGCUAAUCUCUACCGCCUCCUGGAGCUGGACGCGCCUCCCAAGACCGACGAGGACCCGGACACCCCAAAGCCUGUGAGCUUCACGGUGAAGGAGACCGUGUGCCCCAGGACGACCCAGCAGCCCCCGGAGCAGUGUGACUUCAAGGAGAAUGGGCUGGUGAAACAGUGUGUGGGGACAGUCACCCUGGACCAGGUCAGGGGUAACUUCGACAUCGCCUGUAAUAAGGUAAGUGGCCCCUCUGUGCUGCAGGGGUUGCUGAGGGAGGGCAUGGGGAGAGGCAACAGGGCCAAGAGGUCCAGCACAGCGUCUCCAUUCUCGGGUCCCUCCCGUGCCCUUCACACGCCUCUGCCCUCCUCCUCCAACACCCAGUAG
Mesoplodon densirostris (Blainville's beaked whale) is the source of this 525-nucleotide messenger RNA. Its product is annotated as antibacterial peptide PMAP-23-like. Gene Ontology annotation, cellular component: extracellular region. Gene Ontology annotation, biological process: antimicrobial humoral immune response mediated by antimicrobial peptide; innate immune response; defense response to Gram-positive bacterium. The record is from RefSeq and is a predicted model, not a curated record. The coding region runs from base 1 to 525 and encodes 174 amino acids. The transcript has 4 exons. Gene Ontology annotation, molecular function: lipopolysaccharide binding. NCBI's taxonomy places the organism in Eukaryota, Metazoa, Chordata, Mammalia, Artiodactyla, Ziphiidae.